This is a messenger RNA of Echinococcus granulosus, 1254 nucleotides long. RefSeq names its product Glutamate receptor, ionotropic kainate. The record is from RefSeq and is a predicted model, not a curated record. The transcript has 8 exons. The coding region runs from base 1 to 1254 and encodes 417 amino acids. NCBI's taxonomy places the organism in Eukaryota, Metazoa, Platyhelminthes, Cestoda, Cyclophyllidea, Taeniidae.
AUGCUAGCUAUAGCAUUUCUUAACUUCGCGAUUGCUAUCACAAACGCUCUUCAGCUAAAUGUUGGCGCGAUUUUGGAGGGCUCUAGUCCAGGCAAGGAGGCAGCAUUUCGAAAGGCAAUCUACUCGGCCAAUGAGAGAUUGAGCAGAAGUCAGCGCAGCUCAGCAGAGUCGGUGUCCUUGAACCUGAUCCUGAAGAACAUUGAGGUGGCGGACACCUUUGCAGCUGCAUCAGCAACUUGUCAGCUGCUCUCUGAAGGCGUGGUUGCAAUCUUCGGACCGGAUAGUCCGACCACAUCAACUCAGGCCCAAUGGAUUUGUCAGAAUCACCAAGUGCCCUAUCUCCUAGCCCACUGGGAUCCGAUAGAACUACUUGACGAAGUUGCAGACGCCUACGGCGACAAUAAAGCUAGCCAUCUCCUCAAUUUUACCAUCAACUUGCAUCCCAGUCAUGAUGAAGUUGGGGAGGCACUGGCGGAUUUUCUACACAUAGCGGAAGAGUGGCAACAGCUAGGCUUCAUCUAUGCUCGUGACGAUAGUCUGGUGAGGUACGAGAAACUAUUAUCCAAGUUCAGGGGUAGAUUGAUGGUCCGAAGGCUGAACACGGCUGCACUGACGCACAAGUACAUCAUCAAGUACUUCAUGACGACAAGAUCACAAAAUCGUUUUGUGGUGGACAUUCCAAAGGCCGAGAUUGAGGAAUUCCUAAAAUUGAUUUCUGAGUACAAUAUGACGGAUCAAUACUAUAGCUACAUAUUCACCGACUGGGAUGCUCAGUUUACCGACCCCAGGGCCUUUUCCGUAGACAAGGGCGCCAACUUCACGGCGCUGUCACUGCUUCCACUGCUUCGAGUUAACUACCGAACAACGGAGGAGGAGGAGGAGGUUGGGGAGGAAGAGGAAGGAAGGGACGGGAUUGAUGAAUGGAGCUCCUCAAAUCCUCUACAAGAGAAUGAGGAGCAUCACUCCAGUCCGCAGAAUAGUCUCAAUAGGAUGCGAUGGAAGGGUGUUGUUACCUCUCCCUACCUCAUUCUUCAUAUCUUCCUGGUGACAUUUAGUCGCGUUAUCUGCUGUUUUUCAUCCAUUGUUAAGACCUACUACUUCCUCAUUCUUGACACCAUGAAUCUCCUCGCCCAUGGAAUAUCUCGUCUAGUCAACUCAAUGACCAUCCAACCCCCCGUCGGUUUGACUUGUGAUUCCCAUGACGUUUGGCCACAGGGUGCAAGACUGUUGACUGAAAUCAAAUCUGUAGGUUGA